AUGAACUUAGCUCUACUGGUUUUGUUCCUCCUUAAGUUGGUGUUAGCCGAUGAGGAUGAGCUAUCUCUUCCCUUUGAACUCCCAAUCUUUGGCCUUGAACAAGGUGUUCGAUGUGGAAAGCAAAAUUCAGGCGUAAAAUGUCUUAAUGGAAUGUGUUGUAGUGUGCAAGGUUGGUGUGGGAACACAACGGAAUAUUGUUCCCCUGGACAAUGUCAAAGUCAAUGUUGGUGCGGACGGCAAGCUAAUGGUACAUCAUGUUCUACCGGAGAGUGUUGUAGUAACGAUGGUCGGUGUGGAACCACACAAGAAUAUUGUGCUCCUGGACAUUGUCAAAGUCAAUGUUGGUGCGGACGGCAAGCUAAUGGUACAUCAUGUUCUACCGGAGAGUGUUGUAGUAACGAUGGUCGGUGUGGAACCACACAAGAAUAUUGUGCUCCUGGACAUUGUCAAAGUCAAUGUUGGUGCGGACGGCAAGCUAAUGGUACAUCAUGUUCUACCGGAGAGUGUUGUAGUAACGAUGGUCGGUGUGGAACCACACAAGAAUAUUGUGCUCCUGGACAUUGUCAAAGUCAAUGUUGGUGCGGACGGCAAGCUAAUGGUACAUCAUGUUCUACCGGAGAGUGUUGUAGUAACGAUGGUCGGUGUGGAACCACACAAGAAUAUUGUGCUCCUGGACAUUGUCAAAGUCAAUGUUGGUGCGGACGGCAAGCUAAUGGUACAUCAUGUUCUACCGGAGAGUGUUGUAGUAACGAUGGUCGGUGUGGAACCACACAAGAAUAUUGUGCUCCUGGACAUUGUCAAAGUCAAUGUUGGUGCGGACGGCAAGCUAAUGGUACAUCAUGUUCUACCAGAGAGUGUUGUAGUAACAAUGGUUGGUGUGGGACCAUAUCUUGUACUUCUGGAGAAUCACAUUCAAGCUUAUCUCCACUGUUGGUAGGUCUCUUCAUAUUUUUAAUUGGUGUUGCUCUCGUUUUCUAUCGUCGUUUUGCAAAUUCUCCCUUGUUUUCUACUUUAAGUUAG
Solanum verrucosum is the source of this 1020-nucleotide messenger RNA. Its product is annotated as chitin-binding lectin 1-like. Gene Ontology annotation, molecular function: chitin binding. The record is from RefSeq and is a predicted model, not a curated record. The transcript has a single exon. Lineage: Eukaryota; Viridiplantae; Streptophyta; Magnoliopsida; Solanales; Solanaceae. The coding region runs from base 1 to 1020 and encodes 339 amino acids.